Molecule: messenger RNA, 845 nt
Organism: Falco peregrinus (peregrine falcon)
Lineage: Eukaryota; Metazoa; Chordata; Aves; Falconiformes; Falconidae
Gene: CINP
Product: cyclin dependent kinase 2 interacting protein
Exons: 5
Coding region: 81-716 (211 amino acids)
Source: RefSeq, a predicted model, not a curated record
CCUGCGCCGCUCGGCGGGGCCGGGCCUGGGCCUGGGCGGGGCCGGACGUGAGCGCACUUCCGCGGGCGGCGGGCGCCGCCAUGGCGGCAAAAAGUCCUGCUGAUGGUACUCCAAGAAGACCUGUUUUAUCUGUCAGUGCAAGAAAAAUUAAAGAUAAUGCAGCAGACUGGCAUAAUUUAAUGAUGAAAUGGGAGAGACUGAAUGAUAGUGGAUUUACUGUUGCAAACAAAAUAGUCAACAUGAAGAUCAGUGAGCAAUUUGAAGACAACAAACUAGAGAUAGCAUGUGAUAACAGUGCCACAGGAUCUGAAAAGUCAGCUCCAAAAUACAACGAAGAACUCGACAAUUUCUGUGCAGAAUUAGUUGAGACCUUAAAGCAUAUGACAAAAAUACAACUGAAAAUGGAAAAGCUUGCUUUGACUACUAAAGCAAUCUGUGACUUGGAAACAUUCCACCACGGAGCUGGGAAUUGCACAGCACCCUUCUUUCAUACAUGGCCUACACCAUACUUCUAUGAAGUUUCUCUGAAGCUUUCUGAAAUGUACAAGAAGGAACUACAACUCAAGCAAACAAUUGUACAAGAAAUUGCUCAUUCUGCUGACCAGGAUCUGCUGAUGGUCUAUUUAUCAUCAUGGUUAUACCAGCCUUACAUUGAGAACAGCAGCAAACUACUACUUGAAGCCAUGCUGCUGGAAACAGGACAUAGACAGUGCUAGAGUUUCAAAUGUUACAUGGCUUGCUUCUAACGAUGCUUACAUGAAACUGAAAUGGCAAAUUGCAAGGCUUACCAAGUAAGUUGAGUUUUUGUAAAGCUUAUUAAAAGAAGUGUUUCUCUGUAGCUAUUA